UCCGGGAGGGGGCGGUGGGAGCGGGCCCGGGAACUGCCGGCCGUCCGUACGCGGGGCCAGCCCUCGGGACAGACAGCCGAGGGUAGCGACGGACUCGUCCGCCCUGGGCACCAGAACCCGACGGAGCGUGCCGGGCGUCCCCAGACACCUUCUGCCCCGCGCGCCGCCGGGUCCCCGAGGUCUCGCUGAGCCUCUCCGUUCGCCACCUGGUGUGGGUGCCGCCGCCUCGGGGACGGUCCCCGCGGAUUGUCCGAAGGGGAGGCGGAGGAGGCCAAGCGUUGUCCUGCGGCGGGCUGGGACGGUCCCUGGUGCCGGACGGGCAGCGCCGCCCCCGACACGCGCUUUCCACCGACAGUAGUGGUCCUCCGGCCGUUCCCGCUGCAGCAGCCGCCGAGGCCACCUGGCGAGGGAAACGCUGCGUUGCGGCGAGCCGCGGGCGGGGCGGGGACGGGGAGCUGCACGGCCCGCACACUCACCUGGCUCCCAAGCCCUGGGAAGCCCCUGGGCCAGAGAUAACGGGUGGGGUGGGGAGCGAGGCUGACCUGCCCUGGCUCACCCCUGGGAGGGCGAGUCACUGAGCGGGCGGCCGCCUUCGGAGGGUCUGGCGACGAUGCUGAGGUGCCUGCGCCGCUGGCGGCCGAGCGGUGGCUGGGCUGGACUGCGCCUGCUGGAGCGACGACACCUGUUCACCAUGAAGCUGCAGUCCCCGGAGUUCCAGUCCCUGUUCACGGAAGGGCUCAAGAGCCUCACCGAGCUGUUCGAGAAGGAGAACCACGAGCUGCGCAUCGCCGGCGGCGCCGUGCGGGACCUGCUGAACGGGGUGAAGCCGCAGGACGUGGACUUCGCCACGCCCGCCACGCCCGAGCAGAUGAAGGGGCUGCUGCAGGCGGCCGGCGUGCGCAUGGUCAACAACAAGGGGGAGAAGCACGGCACCAUCACCGCCCGGCUGCACAACGAGAACUUUGAGAUCACCACGCUGCGGAUCGACGUCGUCACCGACGGCAGGCAUGCCGAGGUGGAGUUCACCACCGACUGGCAGAAGGACGCCGAGCGCCGGGACCUCACCAUCAACUCCAUGUUUCUGGGCUUCGACGGCACUUUGUACGACUACUUCAACGGUUACGAAGAUUUGAAAAACAAGAAAGUGAGAUUUGUUGGGCAUGCUAAAAAGAGGAUACAGGAAGAUUACCUUAGGAUUUUAAGAUACUUUAGGUUUUACGGGAGGAUCGUGGACACGGUUGGUGACCACGACCCCGAGACUCUGGAAGCGAUCGCAGAAAACGCCAGAGGCCUGGCGGGGGUGUCGGGGGAGCGGAUCUGGGUGGAGCUGAAGAAGAUUCUCGUCGGCAACCACGUGAACCACUUGAUCCACCUCAUCUACGACCUCGACGUGGCUCCUUACGUCGGCUUACCUGCCAGCGCCAGCUUGGAAGAGUUUGACCGCGUCAGUCAACACGUCGAGGGUUUGUCACCGAAGCCGAUGACGCUCCUGGCCUCGUUGUUCAGAGCCCAGGACGACGUCGCAAAGCUGGAUCUGAGGCUGAAGAUCUCGAAAGAAGAGAAGAACCUCGGCCUGUUCAUCGUCAAGUACAGGCGAGACCUGGUUGAAGCGCCGGACGGCGCGGAGCCGCUGAAGCCCUACCAGGACUUCCUCAUAGACUGCAGGGAGCCGGACGCCGCCGCCCGCGUGGCCGAGCUGCUGAAGUACCAGGGCCGGCCCGCCCUCCUGCGGGAGCUGCAGCACUGGUCGGUGCCGCCCUUCCCCGUGAGCGGCCACGACCUCCGCAGGGCGGGCGUCUCCUCCGGGAAGGAGAUCGGGGCGCUGCUGCAGCAGCUGCGAGACCAGUGGAAGCGGAGCGGCUACCGGAUGGAGAAGGAGGAGCUGCUGAGCUUCGUCCGGAAGACCUGAGCCCGCGGGCGCCACCAGCAGGCUGCCGGGUGAGGCUCUCUCUGGCCCCUCGGUGAGAUCCCAGAGGCGCGAGCAGGAGGGACCGCGGCCGAGAGGGCUCCUGGCGGGGAGUGCAGGACCGCAGGCGCGUGGCCAUGCCCACCCGCACCCCGGGUCGGCACUGCAGCCCGCCGCCUCCCGCCCCGUCUCCCGGCACCCAGCCCUCUCUGUCCCGCGGACGGAGGUUCCCACCAGGAGGUGGGCUGGUUGGCCGGGCUCGGCCCGUCCUGACUCAGUUCCCCGCGCGCAGGGCUGUGCUGAGGUCGGUGUGUGGAGGGAAAGCUGCUCGGUGUUUGGAACCGGGAUAACGGGGCUGUGUUACCCGACCGUCUGCGGUGGGUGUCGGUGCUCAUCUGAAGUGCAGAAUAAAGUCGUACUUGAGCGUAGCUGACA
Molecule: messenger RNA, 2341 nt
Organism: Phyllostomus hastatus (greater spear-nosed bat)
Lineage: Eukaryota; Metazoa; Chordata; Mammalia; Chiroptera; Phyllostomidae
Gene: TRNT1
Product: tRNA nucleotidyl transferase 1
Exons: 8
Coding region: 611-1909 (432 amino acids)
Biological process (GO): RNA processing
Molecular function (GO): nucleotidyltransferase activity; RNA binding
Source: RefSeq, a predicted model, not a curated record